Rosa rugosa (rugosa rose) is the source of this 1293-nucleotide messenger RNA. RefSeq lists its product as uncharacterized. The transcript is spliced from 3 exons. The record is from RefSeq and is a predicted model, not a curated record. Lineage: Eukaryota; Viridiplantae; Streptophyta; Magnoliopsida; Rosales; Rosaceae. Bases 1 to 1293 code for a protein of 430 amino acids.
AUGAAGAUUUUGUAUUGGAAUGCCCGUGGCAUUGGGAACGAUGACACAAGACGAGCUUUAGCUAGUAUGCUCGUUACUACUAACAAUAGGGGAUUGCAAGACCCCAACUUGUGGUUUCUUUGUCAUGAAGCUCUUAGGGUACAGGUGAUCUCGGCCUCAGACCAACAGAUUUCAGUAUCUUAUACCUUUGAGGGGGUCUCUUGUGUCCUAACGGCAGUGUACGCCAAAUCUACGGUUGCCGGUAGACGUCAACUUUGGCAAGAUUUACAUCAUAUUCAUUCCCAGCAUGGCCAGGGGCCCUGGUUGGUGUUCGGAGACUUUAACUGCAUCUUGGGUGCGCAUGAAAAGCGUGGAGGCGCUAUGCCAAAUAGAACUUCCUGCCUAGAUUUUAGUCAGAUGUGCUCUGAUUGUGAGCUUUUGGAUAUCCCCACAAAAGGUCUAACUUAUACUUGGUCAAAGGGUAAUAUUGAGGUCAGACUUGACCGAGCUCUAGGGAACAUGGAGUGGAUGAAUUCCUGGGGCUCUAUGGAUUGCUGCACCCUUACAAAGGCAACGUCAGAUCAUUGUCCCAUUUUAGUGUCUUGCUCCAAGCUGGAUGCUAUCCCGAGGCCACCAUUCAAGUUUCAAAGUUUGUGGUUACUGACACCAGAUUUCUUGGCCUUAGUUCGAUCCUUCUGGAACACUCUACAUUUUUACGGGUGCCCACAGUUCACCCUAGCAGUUAAGUUACGGGCUCUGAAAGGCAUGCUGAAAUCCUGGAGCAAAGAACAGGUGGGAGAUGUGCAUGCUCAGGUUGCUCAUUCUAAGGCAGCUUUAGAUGCAGUUCAGGCUGAAAUUUCCACUCAUGGUUUAUCAGAUGAGAGAAUUACUGAAGAAAAUGAAGCCCACAACAAUUAUUUAUCGGCCCUCUCUCUUCAAGCCACUCUCUUGAGGGACAAAUCUAGAAUAAGUUGGCUAAAAGAUGGUGACAGGAACACUACUUUUCUUCAUAACAUGGUCAGGGUUCGGCGUCUUCAAAAUUCAAUCACAUCGCUGUUGGUUGAGGACAGGGUGCUCAAUGAUCAAGUUGUUAUUGCUGCACACGCGAACACUGGUCUAGUUGAAAGGGUCAUCCCACAUAUGGUAAUAGAGGAGGAGAACUCUUCUCUUCUUGCCACCCCCUCUGCUGAAGAAAUUAGAGAUGCCGUUAUGAAAAUGGAUGGAAAUAGCGCCCCAGGGCCUGAUGGUUUUGGCGGCAGUUUUUUCUCUUCUUGUUGGUCUGUGGUAGCUAUUGAUGUGAUAAGGGUAGUUUAG